Messenger RNA from Lotus japonicus, 2302 nucleotides. RefSeq names its product L-type lectin-domain containing receptor kinase IX.1-like. Gene Ontology annotation, molecular function: ATP binding; carbohydrate binding; protein kinase activity. Gene Ontology annotation, biological process: protein phosphorylation. Gene Ontology annotation, cellular component: plasma membrane. Lineage: Eukaryota; Viridiplantae; Streptophyta; Magnoliopsida; Fabales; Fabaceae. The record is from RefSeq and is a predicted model, not a curated record. Bases 260 to 2302 code for a protein of 680 amino acids. The transcript has a single exon.
GUUUGUUUCUAAUCAAAAUGUUGCAACUUCCAACUUUGCCGUUAAGUCCUAAGAGCAAGGUUGUGAUCCCUGCUUAGUAAUAUCAACGCAAGCUGCAUAUGUGGUCGAAACUCUUGACACAUACAUGUAAUUAAAAAUUUAAAAUAAACAAAGUACACAGGAAGUUACAUAAAUGACAAACAAGAUCAUAGGAGAUAAAACACACACAUGGAUGAGUUAGCCUUCAAAGUUCAAACUCUUUAACAAAAAAACUCUCACAAUGGCAGAAUGGCAUUUUGGUCUCUAUUCAAAAACUCCUCCUAUGGUCUCUUAUGCAAGAAGGGUAACCAUUUUGUUCUUCCCCUUGCUGAUAGUCAUAGUCAGGGUCCCUUUUACAGUUCCUCAACCUGUGUCUUAUGAUUACCCAAAUUUUAAUCAUACUUAUGUGGAACAGCCAGUGUUGGAAGGUGAAGCUUCUAUUGUAGAUUCUGACUCUGUGAUCCGAAUCACUGGGAAACCACAUAAUGGUUCAGGUGUUGGUAGAGUCACAAUUCCCAAACAUGUUCAACUUUGGGACAAGAUCUCUAAUGAACUGAAUGACUUCACCACCAAGUUUUCCUUUGUUAUCUUUUCAAAUGAAACCUAUUUUGGAGAUGGUUUGGCAUUUUUUCUAGCAAGCCCUGAUCUCCCAAAGGCACUUGACAUAGGUGGUGGAGGAGGCUUUGGUAUUUUGCCUGAAAAUGAAACUGUCUCAACUGAGUAUUCAUUUGUGGCAGUGGAGUUCGACACUCACACAAAUACAUUGGAUCCAGAUGGGACUCAUGUGGGAGUGGAUAUCAAUUCUGUGAGAUCUAACAGAUAUUUACAAUGGAUGGCAGAUAUUUCACAAAGGAUAGUUUAUAAUUGUACAAUUGAGUACAGUUCAAGGGAAAAUCAUCUAAACGUUUCUUUCACUGGGCACAGCUUGAAUGAAGGGAUGGUACACCAGCACUUUUCAUACCACAUUGAUCUGAGGGAGAAUUUACCUGAGUAUGUUAUUGUUGGCAUAACAGCUUCAACAGGAUUGAACAGAGAGGAACAUACUUUGCUGUCAUGGUCAUUUAGCACAAGCCCUCCUAGUAAUGAUGAUGAUCCUAAGAAGGGAAGCAAGUUCAUCAACAACAGAAAAUUGUUGGAGGGUAUAGGAAUUGGUGUAGGUUUGGCUUUGAGUUUAACAGGAUUGAUUCUCACUGUGCUAUGGAAUGUGAAUAAAGAAAAAGAAGAAGAAUCACCCACUUCAGACACUAUCUCUGACCUGAGGAUGGAUGAUGAGUUCAUAAUGAGUAUUGGACCUAAGAAGAUUAAUUACUAUGAAUUGGCAACUGCAACAAACAACUUUGAAGAGACACAGAAGCUUGGACAAGGUGGUUUUGGUGGUGUUUACAAAGGCUAUUUUAGAUGCUCAAACUCCUUUGCUGCUAUAAAGAAGAUAUCAGCAGAUUCAAAACAAGGCAUAAAGCAAUACGCGGCAGAAGUGAAGAUCAUAAGCCAACUGAGGCAUAGGAAUUUGGUGAAACUCACAGGUUGGUGCCAUAAGAGGACUGAAUUAAUCCUGAUAUACGAGUACAUGCCGAACGGAAGCUUAGAUUCUCAUCUUUUUCGCGGAAAAAGCGUCUUGUCGUGGGAGGUGAGGUACAACAACAUAGUUCGGGGGUUGGCCUCAGCAUUGCUCUACUUGCAGGAAGAAUGGGAGAAAUGUGUGAUUCACAGGGACAUUAAAUCAAGCAACAUCAUGUUGGACUCAAACUUCAAUGCUAAGCUUGGGGAUUUUGGACUAGCUACCCUAGUUGAUCAUGAGAAAGGGGCACAAACCACUGAUGUGGCUGGGACAAUGGGUUACCUUGACCCUGAAUACAUAAACACUGGGAAAGCUGGUAAGGAAUCUGACAUUUUCAGUUUUGGGGUUGUUUUGUUGGAGGUAGCCACUGGAAGAAAAGCAAGUCACCACCAUGACAUGGAGGGUCAAGUUUCACUAGUUGAGUGGGUUUGGGAGCUAUAUGAAUUCAGAAAUCUCAUGGCAGCAGCUGACCCUAACUUAUGUGGGGCUUUUAAUGUGCAGCAAAUGGAGCUUGUGCUGGUUGUGGGGCUUUGGUGUGCUAAUCCAGAUUUCAAAUCAAGGCCAUGUAUAAGGAAAGUGAUUAAAGUGCUAAACUUUGAAGCUUCAUUGCCAAUUUUACCACAGAAAAUGCCUCACCUUGCUCUUCGCUCUCCAACAACAAAUGAGCAUUUUAUCUCAGUUUCAUCUUCCUUUUCUUCAGUUUCAUUAGAAUUAGACAGAAAUUAG